AAAAGCACAAUGAACUCUACAAUGCUUUUAUAUAAUCUACAGGAAAGAUAUGCAGAUGCUUUUGCAAAAAAUUUUACCAUCGUUUUGCUUGCAGUCAUAAUUAUAUCCAUAAAUGGAGUGUUUGUAUUCAUAUUCUUUAGGAGUUCAAUUUUCUACAAUGAUCCAAGAUAUAUUUUAUAUAUUCACUUGGUUAUCAAUGAUAUGCUUAUGGUUUGCUUCAGUGUAAUUCUUUUUGUGAUGACUUUUGCAUGGCAAACUGUACCUCUUCCAUUCUGUGUUAUACUGCUAAUAAUAGCAGCGACAGCUCAUAAGAACACCCCUCUGACUUUGGCCGGUAUGGCUGUUGAGCGUUACAUCGCCAUCUGCAAACCACUGCAUCACCAUCAGAUUUGCACAGUGGACAGGACGUACAUCCUUCUCUCUCUGAUAUGGGGAGUAGGAGUUAUACCUGGUUUGGCUGACUUGAUUCUCCUUUCAAUUAUUCGUCCUUUAUCUGUCUUAACAACAGGUACUUUCUGUAGUUCGGCAAUUCUUUAUAACACAGUGUAUCAUGGAGAACUAACCAAAUUUAUGAAUGGGCUUUAUACAUCUGUUGUGUGGGUAAUUCUUGUAUUCACAUAUUGUCGCGUGCUGAUUGCGGCCAGAAGGGCCACCACUGAUAAAUCCUCAGCAAAAAAGGCCCAAAACACCAUCCUGUUACAUGGAGCACAGCUUCUGCUCUGUAUGUUGUCCUACAUUACUGCUGUCAUAGACAAGAUGUUUGUCCCACUUGCACCAGUUGAUCGGGCAAGACUAACCUUUUUAAAUUAUCUUCUAACAAACAUAUUGCCACGACUGCUUACUCCCCUGAUUUAUGGUGUUCGCGAUAAGCAUUUUUACAGACACAUGAAGGCACUUUUUUCACGCAGAUUAUUCUUUGUAAAAGUUGAAUCAAUCAAACAAUGA
This is a messenger RNA of Ctenopharyngodon idella (grass carp), 945 nucleotides long. Its product is annotated as odorant receptor 131-2-like. The record is from RefSeq and is a predicted model, not a curated record. Gene Ontology annotation, cellular component: membrane. The transcript has a single exon. NCBI's taxonomy places the organism in Eukaryota, Metazoa, Chordata, Actinopteri, Cypriniformes, Xenocyprididae. Gene Ontology annotation, biological process: G protein-coupled receptor signaling pathway. Gene Ontology annotation, molecular function: G protein-coupled receptor activity. Bases 10 to 945 code for a protein of 311 amino acids.